AUUUGUAAAGCUUAUAUUACGUAUAAUAACAUACCUAACAUAUAUAUGUUUGAGAAAUUGAUAAUUUUGUAAUUAAAAAUGAUAUUUUUAGGGGAUUUUUCAUUUGUAAAAAUAUUCUUAAAAAAUUAUCGUGUUACCAAGACAAGUACUUUAAAUACUUCACGUUCGGAAAAUACAAUGGUUUUGUCAGCAAGGCGAGGGUUUCUGCGUGCGUGUAUUUUCUAGUAUAGGAGCAAUAAAAUUGAAACUAAAUCUCUAUAUUUUAUUUAUAUUCCUCCCGUAACAUCCAAACUCGCAUCCAAAUCCCAAAAAUCGAGCAACAGCGUCUUUUAAAUUUAAUAUAUCCUCGGAAAAUUUCGAAAAAUAUUGAUCUUAGAUUGCAGGAAUGUUGAAAUCCCAAAAUCCUUCUACUCUUUUUCAAAGUGAUACACAUGCGUCUCUUGGCUUCACAAUGUAAUUGCAAAAGUGGUAUGGGAAAUGAGGAAAUAAAGUGUGAAAAUCUUAGAUAUUCCCUGUAAAUAAGUACAACUAAAUUUAAUAGCAUAAAUUAUUUCCAAAAAUGGAAAAUUUUUUUUUAAAAAAGUUAAUUGUGCUACAUGCAAGUCAGCAGUGAGUUAUUUAAUCUAAACACAGAAACUUAAAUAUGUUACUACUAUACCUGCACGUGAAUAGUUCUAAUUAUUUUAUAUUAUAUACACAGAUAUUUCUAUUCUUACCAACCACUGGAAAAAGAUGGUCCAAACAACAGUGAACUGUGCAUGGACCCACUAAGAAUGAUUGAUGGUGAUAGUUGUUAUUACUUCUGGUAUGAUACCUAUCCUAUGGAGUUUGCUGUGUUCCUUCUUGACUCAGCCUUGGCAAGAGGAAUUUAUUUCCACACAAUGUGUGCCAAUGAUGCUUUUUAUGAAAGAUCCUACGGAGAAGAUGAAGGUUACUAUUAUUAUAACUAUUAUUAACAACAACAACAGCAGAAGCAACAACAACAACAACAACAACAACAACAACGACAACGACAACAACGACAACGACAACAACAACAACAACAACAACAACGACAACAACAACAACAACAACAACAACAACAACAACAACAACAACAACAACAACAACAACAACAACAGCAACAACAACAACAACAACAACAACAACAGCAACAACAACAGCAGCAAUGACGACGACAGAUGCAAUUGCAACAGCAAUUAACAAGUUCAACAAAAUAUUGCUUUCACUUGAAAAUCAAUAGAACCAAAUGAAAUUCUGUUGGCUGAUCCUAAAGGUGGCCUUCUAAGAUAUAACAUGAAAUCUAGAGAUGCUUCAAAAGACUCGCGAUUGGGUGUACUCCACACGGAUCAGCCCAAAAAUACAGCAGAAGAGCAACAAUACGCAGACAACCUUGCUGCAAUUGGUUUUAUGAAGGACCGACCAUAUAAGCUCUACACAGCAUUUGGCUAUGUUACAUUGCUUGAUCCUCGACUAAAAAUUAAAAACGCUGUUUUUCAAGAGGAGAAAGGAAUACUUCAUAUGGGCUUGAAUGAAGGCGAAAUAUUGGCUCUUGAAUAUUUGAGAAAAGGGUGUUAUUAUUCUACAACAGGUAUGCCGUAUAUUAUAACAUUUAUACUAUUUAUUUUUUGCAUAAUAAAACUAAUCUUGAAGACAAAUUUAUACUGACUAUAGAACUCCGAGCUAGUGAGCUCAUUUGAUACUAGAUAUAUACCACAAUUUUACAUUAUUUUAUAUUUUAUGCAUUACAAGGCUAAUACAAGGCUGUUAUUUUAGGCAAAUUGUACAAAAGUUUUUAAACCAUUAAAAUAGUGAAAACAAUCCAUGCAAGAGAAAUUAUUGCCCUUUGAAAUGUGCAAAAGCACCAAAACAAGGUUAGUUAGUUCUCCCAAAAGUCCCCUCGUAAUGCACAUAUACGUUUCCUCACAUGCAGCGUUAUGUUUCCUCAAUUAAGGCUUGCACAAAUUGUUUAAAUACGAAUUUCCACUAAUCCCAUACCGAAUAUCAAGACAACCAAAGAAAGAAGAGAUGUGUUACGACCUUACCAAUGAAAUGGAGUUGGAGUUCACAUUUCUUAAAUGCAGUGAUGACAUGGCUCACUUGAUUUGGAGGUUAGAACUUGAAUCUGAAUUGUUAGCACAAGACUGGCCUUUUCUGGAACCUGUAUAUCGCCUUAAAUAACUCUUCUUAAAUCGCAACUAAAAUUGGUCGAGUUUACGCUUAAAUGAUCGCCUUUAACAAAGUGAAUAAGGCCUCAAAUCGCAUUGAUUUUUAUAAGUUAUUUUUAUAGCAAGUUACUUUUUCCAGACUAUAGGCUUUAAUUUGCUGAAGGGUAUAGUGCUGGGCAAUACUGAGUACUCGGCAUUCGAUAACAGCGAUACCACAAACAGCAGUAUCGGUAUCGAUUAAUGAGUACAUAUAUCGUUCGAUACUUACCCUUUUCUCAGAAAUUUGUUUAAGUUCACUUGUUGGUUGAAUAAGAGAUUCAUAUACCACUCAAAUAACUUUUGUUAGCAUAUAUACUUGGGAGGUGGAUACUACUUUUCAAGCAAUUUGAUUGGUUGCUCAGCUCCGGACAUCCUUGUACUAUUCACAUCCGGACAUAAACAAAAUGGCUUCCUGUUUCUUUCCGGUUACAUGUAAUCGAACACAUUUUGUACUAAAUGAAGCUGCGGUUUCGCAAAACACGAAGAAAGCCACAAAGUUUUGUUUAACCGUGUGUAGAGGUAUCCCUUAUAGCUAUUUCUAAUGAAUAAAAUUAUUAAAAGAGUGUAAAAACUGAAAUACCAAUUGUUUUAAAAAUCGUUUUUUGGGCCAUUUUUUGUUACUGUGGUAUAUGCUAAAACAAUUAUUUACCUGACCUGAGUGUCGGUGAAUAGUCCAAGGAAAUUUACCUCAACGCUUCGCGUUUCGGUGAAUAUCCUUGCGCUUUUCACCUCCACUUACAUGUAGGUGAAUAAUUGUUAAAUAUUCAAAAUGUGGUACGCCUAGUCAUGUAUAGAAAUUUGUUUUGCAUUCUCGGCUGUUGGUUUAAUAAAAUAUAUAAAACAACGGAAACUCCGGAAAUAAACAUUUUAAUAUUCUAGCUUUCGACUAAGAUUCAGUCAUGCAUCAUCAGGAAUGAUGCUAGGUUACAUUACGUCGACAUAACCUAGCAUCAUUCCUGAUGAUGACUGAAUCUUAGUCGAUAGCUAGAAUUUUAAAAUGUUUAUUUUCGGAGUUACCGCGUUGUUUUAGCUAUAUUUUAUUAAAAUACUCAGUGGUUCGCGUAACUGUUGGUUUGCAACAAUACUAGAGUGUAAUAUAUAAACACUUUCGAUGUAGGGCUAUUUGGUUCACUAAGCCAAUCUAAGGCUCCAAAUGAGCAGUAUGGGUAUUGCUCAUUUGGAGCCUUAGAUGGGCCAUACCUUGCGCGCUAAAUGUUUAAGGUUUUGAAUUAGCUAUAAUGCUAAAGCUGUUUUGAAUUAGCUAUAAUGCUAUAUAUAUAUAUAAACAGUAGAUAACUUUAACUACAUUCUUGGUGUUAUUUAGGACAUAGUAAGUUCAACCAACGUGGAAAUUUCUUUUCAUUCUGACAGGAAUUAUUACUAUUGCAAAAAAAGUAUCAAGUUGAAACUUGAGUUAGGAUCCCGUCGUCACCGCCCCUCCCCCCCGCCCUCACCGGCCCAGUUAUACACUCACACAUGUGAAAUUACCAAUCAGUUUUGAACUCACAUUUAGCUACAUUUACAGAUACACGAUUAUGCGUGAGAUGCCAGGCAACAAGCUGGAAACUUCUCAUGGUUAUUUCAAGUUGGAUCCAGAUCAGGUGACCGUACUUGAUCUGAAUGAAACUUAUAUCUUGGCUCAUGUAAAGUGGAUAUAUUUCACUGCCAUAUCCCCGAGAAACCCGCAACAUCGUGCAUGGUUCCAUGCUAUCAGAGGACCAGCAUUUGGCAAGCCUUCAUUCCAUGGUAAAUAUUACAUUCAAUCUUUAUUCUUGUUCUUGAUUGGUCAACAAUGCUGUCAUACUUGUCUGCAAUAGUUCUUACUAAUAUUUAUAUAAAGAUGUAUUUUAAUAUAGACUGCUUGAUCUUGGUCGAAUUUGUUAGUUCAAGAAUUAGAUUUUUCCUGGCUAAAAAUUAAAACUUCCGAAACUCAUUUUAGAACAACAAUUUUAGACUGAAAAGGCACUGCUUUGUGGCUGCGGCCUAUCGCAUGUAUUUAAAAGAUAUGCAGUGUACAGUCCAAGGAUAGGCAAUAAUAAAGGCGUACAUUCAGGAGCACUGGCUGAAACUGGAAUUGUCAAGCUCAUCAGCGUGAGCACUGACGCACUGCACUGUUAGCUGAGUUACCUACAUAAAUAUAAAACGCAGCAAAACGUAGAUCUGUGCUCAGGCUAACUCGAAGAUUGUCCUUCCCGAACUGGAAGUGUUUCGGAAGCACAAUGGGUUUUGGUAAGCAUAUGUUGAAAAUUGUGUAAUUGAGGAGACAUGGUCGUCCCAGAAAGUACGUUUGUCUGGCAUUGUUUUACCUAUAAAUAAUUGUUGGACUAUAAUGUCAGGAUGUAACUCGCCACUUUUCUUAACUGGGUGUUCUCUAAAAUUGAUAAUAGUAAUAAUAAUAAAAAUAAUGAAAAUAUUAAUAAUAAUAAAAAAAUUCUCUCUUGCAGCCAAAUGUGCUGAGCUGACGCACAACGUUGUAAAGACAACUAGAAGAAACAACACAGUAACUGCCACCAAGAAUAUUGAAGUAACAGAAGUUGCGAGAGAAGAUCUUGACUUCGCUUUAGGAGUAACUUGUAACGAGAAGGAUAUACAUGUAUACUUCAUGCAAGCCUGCCCUCACCAACAAGAUUUCUCAGAACCAGUGAACGAGAAGAUAAAAGAAUCGUCGGAUCUUAUUCCACCCAGAAUUUUACAAAGUGUGCAUGGAUAUUUCUCCUGCAGAGAUGACCAUCCAACAAGGAUUAACCUGAGUGCAUCAUGGGACAAAAAUACGGUAGGUAUACCUGGGCCGUCUGACAAAAUGUCCAAUGACUGUGAAUUUGGGUCGGACAUCGGGACAUGACAUAUGUAUGAUGCCCCGUGGUUUCCUCACUACGUCGGAUGGACAAUUUCUCGAAUGGGUCGGACAAUGUCCGAUUGGGAGGUUAGGGUCGAAAUUAGGUCGUAAACCUGGGGUCACUUGUACGAAAGACGGAUAGCGCUAUGCACCAGAUAGUGAUUUCUCCAGCUUUCUUACGUUGCCCGUUAAUUGUUAUAUAAGGGAGCAUAUAUUAUUUUUGUUGGAAGCUGGUAAACUUCCGAUAUUUUUUUAAAAUUAUAACCCCCUUCUCGAGUGAAAAAAACGUUAACAACCCUCCCCCCUAACAAUCAUACAAAUGUUAUGCCCCCCUCAACACCCAAACCCCGCCUAGUAAUGUUUAAAAUAAUUAAUAUUAAUUAAUUAUUAAAAUGUUAAUCUUACAUUUAUAAAUAAAGAGCAACCCUAAACUUUUUUCUCUAAUAUACAAGCUUAUGUUAUCCUGGGAAUUAAUAUAAAGUCAAUUUAUUGAUAAAAUAUUUUGGAAGAAGUACCAGACAAUGGUUUUAGUAGAGGAAGGAGCUGAAGAAUUAAACAUGUAUUGUGUUUCUGUAAAUUAUUUGACCUUCCGCUUGCACCUCUUGACUUUCUUGAAACCUUUCCCUCAUCUGCGUUAGAAAAUAUUAUAGCCCACUCCUCUAUUGUUUUACAAUCCCCAUUUUUUGCAUCCGGUCUUCGUACAAUCGGCCGCAGGACGGCCAGGAGUCUUAUUAAUGGUGGUAUUCGUGCGUUGCAAAUGUAUCCGGUCUCUUCCAAUGUUACAGUGUUUGGCCUCUUGCCUAAAACGUCACUGAAACUGUGAGGAGGUAUUUAAAAAACAUUAUAUUCUGAUGAAAAUGUUUAGUAUGGAGGUACGGGAAAAACGUUAGCCUAAACCAAUAAUAGAUAGCUUAAGAUCUACGACGUCGACGUCAGCUAGGACGUCAGGGCUAAGCAGAUAACUGGAACCAGAACGUCGUCCUAAAUAAGUCGAUAGCUCAAGUAUCUACGACGUCAAAUAUUUAGGGCGGCAAGCAGAAGUAAAUUGGUAAUAGUUUUUGAAGUGUGCAUGCAUGUGUCUCUCUCAAUUUGCUCGUCGUUUUAAAUUCAUUUUCAAAAGGAUGUAAAUAUUCAUAGUUUAAAUGACUACGGUGAAUCUUAAGUGGAAGUUUAUUUAUUUAGGACGACGUCCUAGUCCCAGUCCUCUGCUUAGCCCUGACGUCCUAGCUGACGUCGACGUCGUAGAUCUUAAGCUAUCUAUUGACCACAGUGGUGGAAAUCUCGUUGGGGUGGGGGGACCGCCCCCCCCCCCCCACCUUUACGGAAAAUUGACGAAUUUUCGGAAAUUUUGACCUAAAAGAGGGCUAAAUACAACCUUUUCAAGUACAAAUAGGGGGGUUGUCGGAAAUUUGAAGGUUUUGUCGGAAAUUUAGGAGGCUUUGCCCCCCUCCCACCGGAAAAAGUGAAUUUCCGCCAUUGAUUGGCAUGCAUGUAACUAAGUUUGAAAGUAACGCGUGGAAUCCUGCGCCUGUAGAAACUUAGAUUUGAUAAGCCAAGUUAACACUAAGUAUAUCACUGGAAAAGUUGGUCUUGAUGGGGGUGGAAAUGGCAACUAGGUCGUCAUGUUUAUGGCAAACCUUAUGCGUUGAUUGCCCGAUUUUUUAAUUUGUUGUUUUGUAGGUCAAAAAUGACAAAGUUUAUUUCUACCGCAUUGAUGCAAACACAGGUGAACCGUUCCCUAUUGGAGGAUGCGAGCCCAGACCAUUUUGCUAAUAAGACACCAUAUAUGCUGAAAGAAACUUUAGAAAUAUACUCAGAGUUAACGUAGAUCAACAUUUUUAUAAGUAUUCGAAUAAUUUAAUAUACGCUUGUAGUUAUAGUUGUAGUUUUAUAGUUGCAGUUGCAUUUUAACAUACGGACAUAACUUUAAUUGUAUUUUGAAUUAAUGUAAUAGUGUACUAAUUAUGGGAGAAUAUCAUGCUAUUAAAAUUGUGCAAACGACAUUCAUCGUGACUUCAG
Messenger RNA from Paramuricea clavata, 7062 nucleotides. The record is from the annotation of a GenBank genome assembly. Lineage: Eukaryota; Metazoa; Cnidaria; Anthozoa; Malacalcyonacea; Plexauridae.